Messenger RNA from Oncorhynchus nerka (sockeye salmon), 2829 nucleotides. RefSeq lists its product as uncharacterized. The record is from RefSeq and is a predicted model, not a curated record. The coding region runs from base 1 to 2829 and encodes 942 amino acids. Lineage: Eukaryota; Metazoa; Chordata; Actinopteri; Salmoniformes; Salmonidae. The transcript is spliced from 6 exons.
AUGAUCACAAGAAAAAUCUGCCUGCUCCUCCUCUCCUCUGAGGACCCCGGGUCUAGGACCUCGGCUCUAGGUGCUGCCCGCUCCUCCUCUCCGUCCCAGGACCCUCUAGGUGCUGCCCGCUCCUCCUCUCCGUCCCAGGACCCUCUAGGUGCUGCCCGCUCCUCCUCUCCGUCCCAGGACCCUCUAGGUGCUGCCCGCUCCUCCUCUCCGUCCCAGGACCCUCUAGGUGCUGCCCACUCCUCCUCUCCGUCCCAGGACCCCGGCUCUAGGACCUCGGCUCUAGGUGCUGCCCGCUCCUCCUCUCCGUCCCAGGACCCUCUAGGUGCUGCCCGCUCCUCCUCUCCGUCCCAGGACCCUCUAGGUGCUGCCCGCUCCUCCUCUCCGUCCCAGGACCCUCUCUGCCCGCUCCUCCUCUCCGUCCCAGGUGCUGCCCAGGACCCUCCUGCCCACUCCUCCUCUCCGUCCCAGGACCCCGGCUCUAGGACCUCGGCUCUAGGUGCUGCCCGCUCCUCCUCUCCGUCCCAGGACCCUCUAGGUGUUGCCUACUCCUCCUCUCCGUCCCAGGACCCUCUAGGUGCUGCCCGCUCCUCCUCUCCGUCCCAGGACCCUCUAGGUGCUGCCUACUCCUCCUCUCCGUCCCAGGACCCUCUAGGUGCUGCCUACUCCUCCUCUCCGUCCCAGGACCCUCUAGGUGCUGCCCGCUCCUCCUCUCCGUCCCAGGACCCUCUAGGUGCUGCCCGCUCCUCCUCUCCGUCCCAGGACCUCGGCUCUAGCACUACUCCCCCUCUCAGCACUACUCCCCCAGUGCUACUCCCCCUCUCAGCACUACUCCCCAGUGCUACUCCCCUCUCAGCACUACUCCCCAGCACUACUCCCCAGCACUACUCCCCUCCCAGCGCUACUCCCCUCCCAGCGCUACUCCCCUCUCAGCGCUACUCCCCCUCUCAGCGCUACUCCCCCUCCCAGCACUACUCCCCUCCCAGCGCUACUCCCCCCUCUCAGCGCUACUCCCCCUCCCAGCGCUACUCCCCCUCCCAGCGCUACUCCCCCUCCCAGCGCUACUCCCCUCCCAGCGCUACUCCCCCUCCCAGUGCUACUCCCCCUCCCAGCACUACUCCCCCUCCCAGCACUACUCCCCUCCCAGCGCUACUCCCCCUCCCAGCGCUACUCCCCCCCAGCGCUACUCCCCCAGCGCUCUCCCCCUCCCAGCGCUACUCCCCCAGCGCUACUCCCCUCCCAGCGCUACUCCCCUCUCAGCACUACUCCCCUCCCAGUGCUACUCCCCCUCCCAGUGCUACUCCCUCCCAGCGCUACUCCCCCUCCCCAGUGCUACUCCCCCUCCCAGCGCUACUCCUCCCAGUGCUACUCCCCUCUCAGCGCUACUCCCCCUCCCAGUGCUACUCCCCUCCCAGCGCUACUCCCCUCUCAGCGCUACUCCCCCCCCAGCGCUACUCCCCUCUCAGCGCUACUCCCCUCCCAGCGCUACUCCCCCUCUCAGCGCUACUCCCCCUCUCAGCACUACUCCCCCUCUCAGCGCUACUCCCCUCCCAGCGCUACUCCCCUCCCAGUGCUACUCCCCCUCUCAGAGCUACUCCCCCUCUCAGCGCUACUCCCCCUCCCAGCACUACUCCCCCUCCCAGCACUACUCCCCCCUCCCAGCGCUACUCCCCUCCCAGCGCUACUCCCCCUCCCAGCGCUACUCCCCAGCGCUACUCCCCCUCCCAGCGCUACUCCCCAGCGCUACUCCCCCCCUCUCAGCGCUACUCCCCUCUCAGCGCUACUCCCCUCCCAGCGCUACUCCCCCUCUCAGCGCUACUCCCCCCCAGCGCUACUCCCCCUCUCAGCGCUACUCCCCUCCCAGCACUACUCCCCCUCCCAGUGCUACUCCCCUCCCAGCGCUACUCCCCCUCCCAGUGCUACUCCCCCUCUCAGCGCUACUCCCCUCCCAGCACUACUCCCCCUCUCAGCGCUAGUGCUCCCCCUCCCAGCGCUACUCCCCCACGCUACUCCCCCUCCCAGCGCUACUCCCCCUCCCAGUGCUACUCCCCUCUCAGAGCUACUCCCCCUCUCAGCGCUACUCCCCCUCCCAGCUCUACUCCCCUCCUAGUGCUACUCCCCUCUCAGUGCUACUCCCCCUCUCAGAGCUACUCCCCCUCUCAGCGCUACUCCCCUCUCAGCGCUACUCCCCCUCUCAGCGCUACUCCCUCUCCCAGCGCUACUCCCCCUCCCAGUGCUACUCCCCCUCUCAGCGCUACUCCCCCUCUCAGCGCUACUCCCCCUCUCAGCGCUACUCCCCUCUCAGCGCUACUCCUCCCAGCGCUCCCUCCCAGCGCUACUCCCCCUCCCUCUCAGCGCUACUCCCCCUCUCAGUGCUACUCCCCCUCCCAGCGCUACUCCCCUCCCAGUGCUACUCCCUCCCAGCGCUACUCCCUCCCAGCGCUACUCCCCCUCCCAGUGCUACUCCCCUCCCAGCGCUACUCCCCUUCCCGCGCUCCUCCCCUCCCAGCUUACUCCCCCUCUCAGCGCUACUCCCCCUCUCAGUGCUACUCCCCCUCCCAGCGCUACUCCCCCUCUCAGCGCUACUCCUCCCAGUGCUACUCCUCCCAGCGCUACUCCCCCUCAGCGCUACUCCCCCUCCCAGCGCUACUCCCCUCCCAGCGCUACUCCCCCUCCCAGUGCUACUCCCCCUCCCAGCGCUACUCCCCCCAGCGCUACUCCCCUCCCAGUGCUACUCCCUCCCAGCGCUACUCCCCCUCCCAGUGCUACUCCCCCUCCCAGCGCUACUCCCCUCUCCACUCUUUAUUGCUAUGUUUUAUAACAGUCCUCUGA